UUGCACGAGCAUGGGUGUAAUAACAAAUUUAUAUCCAAUUGAAGCUAUACGGUACAGGCACUGUGCAUGCGCAAAGCAAUUUUACACGUGACAAGUACCUGACAAGUAGAGGAGAGCUUAGAGAUGGCUGACAGGAGCGCCCAAAAACUAGAGGUAAGUGUCGCUUUCAUUAAAGAGAAGGAAGGUGGAGAGGACAGCGAGCGUUUAAGAAGAAAGAAGGAAGGUGGAGAGGACAGCGAGCGUUUAAGAAGAAAGAAGGAAGGUGGAGAGGACAGCGAGCGUUUAAGAAGAAAGAAGGAAGGUGGAGAGGACAGCGAGCGUUUAAGAAGAAAGAAGGAAGGUGGAGAGGACAGCAAGCGUUUAAGAAGAAAGAAGGAAGGUGGAGAGGACAGCAAGCGUUUAAGAAGAAAGAAGGAAGGUGGAGAGGACAGCGAGCGUUUAAGAAGAAAGAAGGAAGGUGGAGAGGACAGCGAGCGUUUAAGAAGAAAGAAGGAAGGUGGAGAGGACAGCAAGCGUUUAAGAAGAAAGAAGGAAGGUGGAGAGGACAGCAAGCGUUUAAGAAGAAAGAAGGAAGGUGGAGAGGACAGCAAGCGUUUAAGAAGAAAGAAGGAAGGUGGAGAGGACAGCGAGCGUUUAAGAAGAAAGAAGGCGGAAGGUGGUGAGGACAGCGAGCGUUUUGUUGCUGUAUCGAAAGAGGCUUUAGAAGACCUAUCCAUCUAUAUAAUGCCGAAAAACUCUGCUCUCAAUAGUGAUUUGCUUAAAAAUUUAAUUUUGUGUCAAAUUGUCAAUAUUAUUAUUCAAAAAGUCAAAGGUCAAUAAUGUGUGAAAACCACAGUGCACUGUAUCAAACAUCAAA
Molecule: messenger RNA, 856 nt
Organism: Amphimedon queenslandica
Lineage: Eukaryota; Metazoa; Porifera; Demospongiae; Haplosclerida; Niphatidae
Exons: 2
Coding region: 124-819 (231 amino acids)
Source: RefSeq, a predicted model, not a curated record